CAUCAUCUGAUUAAACGUUUAUGUUUAUCUUGUUUUUCAACUUUACGCGCAAACAAAAUGAGAGCCUUUACAUCCACGGUGACAGUCUUGUGGGUGAUAACAAUACCCUACAUGGAAGCCAUCCACGGAUUGUACAGUUUUGGCCAACAUGAAUUAUUCUACAAAAAGAAUAACUGUAAGCCAAUUCCUACAAGCCUCCUCCUAUGCCACAAUAUAGAAUACACGGCGAUGCGCCUACCGAAUCUCCUCGGACACGAAACUAUGAAUGAAGUUCUGCAGCAAGCUUCGUCUUGGAUCCCACUGGUUCAGAAGCAAUGUCACCCCGACACAAGAAAGUUCCUCUGCUCCCUUUUCGCUCCCGUCUGUCUGGACGAUUUGGACGAGCCUAUUCAACCGUGCAGGUCUCUGUGCGAAAACGUCAAAAAUGGCUGUGCGCCCGUGAUGUCCGCGUUUGGCUUUCCCUGGCCGAAGAUGUUGGACUGCGACCGUUUUCCACCCGACAAUGACCUGUGCAUACCACCUGCAAACACCGAGAACUUUGUGCCAGCCACCAAAGAAGUGCCCAGAGUGUGUGAUGCUUGCAAAGAAACAGAUGAAAAUGACAACGAAAUUGCUGUCAACCUGUGCAAGAAUGACUUCGCUCUGAAGAUCAAAGUCAAGGAAAUUUCCUACAUCAACGGUGAUACAAAGAUUGUGCCAGACUCCAAGAGUAAGACCAUUUAUAAGCUGAGCGGCGUGACCGAGCGUGACCUGAAGAAGACGGUGCUGUGGUUGAAGGACGGCCUGCAGUGCAUCUGUGAGGAGAUGAACGACAUCAACGCUGCCUACCUGGUCAUGGGCCAAAAGAUGGACGGCCACCUGGUCAUCACCUCGCUGAAGCGCUGGCAGAAGGGACAGCGCGAGUUUAAGAGGAUUUCCCGCAGCAUCCGUAAGCUUCAGUGCUAGGGAGGGGGCAAAUCUGCAUGUGUCACUGUUUAGAUCAAGCUUAGUUGAGCUUUUCCCCAUUUACUCUCUGGAUUCAAGCAAAGAUGUUUCCCUGGUCUUCAAAGACAUACCAUGUCUUCCAUCAUUUAUCAUAAAAAUGCACAAAAUCUUAAAAGCUAAAUAAUAUGGGGCACACAUAGGCUUAUAUGACUAAAACAACUUGCAUUUUGUUUGACUCUGCAACUAUAAUUAAAACACUCAAACUAUAUCAAUCAAUAAGGAC
Molecule: messenger RNA, 1207 nt
Organism: Monopterus albus (swamp eel)
Lineage: Eukaryota; Metazoa; Chordata; Actinopteri; Synbranchiformes; Synbranchidae
Gene: sfrp2
Product: secreted frizzled-related protein 2
Exons: 3
Coding region: 58-945 (295 amino acids)
Biological process (GO): canonical Wnt signaling pathway; non-canonical Wnt signaling pathway
Molecular function (GO): Wnt-protein binding
Source: RefSeq, a predicted model, not a curated record